Messenger RNA from Sarcophilus harrisii (Tasmanian devil), 2661 nucleotides. It is a transcript of the gene EFHB, whose product is annotated as EF-hand domain family member B. The record is from RefSeq and is a predicted model, not a curated record. Gene Ontology annotation, molecular function: calcium ion binding. The transcript has 13 exons. Bases 65 to 2470 code for a protein of 801 amino acids. Lineage: Eukaryota; Metazoa; Chordata; Mammalia; Dasyuromorphia; Dasyuridae.
UCUCUCCCUGGACCACUCCACGUGCCCCGGCAUCGGAGGCAUCCCUUCGCGGGGGGCUGCGGUCAUGGAGCCCCAGCCAGAGCGGCGUCCCUCGGCGGGCGGGGGGAGCCCCGCGGCGCUGGAAGUCCCAGCAGCCGCGAAUGCGCCUAGUCCGGAACAAGGCCGGCCCGGGGGGCCGGUCCCUCUCCCAAGGCCGAUGCUCCAGCGGCGACCGCUCCCCAUGUACCAGCAGGUGCCGGAGGCGAUCUGCACCACGGACACCUUGCGGCCUCUGGAUGAGGGCGAGGAGCUGUCCCCGGAGCCCGAGCCCGUGCCGCUGACCCGCAGCCCCAAGCAGACGAGCCUCCUGGCUUACUUGUACCCGCCGGCCGAGCCGGACCAAAAGAAAGACGCGGAGUUACCCAGCCAGCCCCCCGCGGCUCAGGAGCGCGGGAAAGCCCCAGAGGGUCCGCAGAAGGCGGGCGAGAAGCCCCCGCCGUGUCCCAAGCCCGGCGUGGUGUUCUCGUCCAAGUUCUCCAGUCCCGAGCCUUUGGGGCCUGACCAGAAGCCGGAGCUCCCGCUGGACUUGGAGAGUGGGCUGUCCACCAGGGUGAUAUACAGUGUGGACCCCGAGAGCGAGGCCACAGCCGGGCUGGGGAGAGAGCCCUCCGCUUGCCUUUUCAAGCUGGCGCCCACGGAAGUGGACGUGGAGCCCCCGGAUAAUGUCCGGCCUGUUUACCUUGGGAAAUUUUUUGACCGGAAUCCUGGCUGGCCAACUGCAGGGAAACUUAAUCCAGUUGGAUAUAGAACUGAAAACUGUUUGACUGAAAAAUGGCCUCGACCUGUGACUCCACUCAAUGAGAGAAAGUUUUAUAAAUCGAGGUAUCCAGAUCCUGGUACUGAACGUAUAUUUUAUGGCAGAGCAAAUGAUCCUGAUGUCUCAAAUUUGAUACAUGGUAAAAAAUACGAUAUGUCACUCAAGAUGGGUCAUUUGAUCAAUCCACUUCCUAUAACUACAUUUCAACAAAGAUUUAAGGAAACAAAAGAAUCCAUCUAUUUCAGUAAUCGGAGAGCGCCAUUAGGGAGGUCCCACGAUCAAACGCAAAAUUUACCUGAAUAUGUUGAUACAGUUUAUACAACAUUUGGAGCACAACACUUCAGAGACUUACCUGCUGGAGAGGUAGUGAAUCCACCUAAAUCUUCUAAACAAGUAUCUGAAGAAGCAGAUCAAGGACAUGAUCUGUAUAUUAUAUCCCACAACGAUUAUUAUGCAGGGGAAAAGAAGAAUAGGAAAUAUAACCCAGAAAGCUUUAGUAGGUGUGAUAUUUUUGGAGGGAUAACGCCACAUUUUAAUGAUGGUCGAGUUGCAGCAAAAUCUUUACGGUGGCUCCACGAACUAGAAAUGAAAAAAGGCAGUAAAAUAGUUUCCAAAAGAGUUGACGAUUUCAAUGAAAAGUUUCAGCACAAACUUGGAAAAGUCUGGGAUCCCAUUGCAGAAACAAUGAACCUUCCACCAAACCACACGUUUGGAGCAUUGCUACGGCCAGAUAAUUAUGGAGCUGCUGAUGUCAUUUACAACCGGCACCCUGACCAUUUCCAGCGUGGCAAGGAUAGGCAGCGGGCUGUCCUGGCAGCCAUUCGUCAGCACCUGAAGAAAGUGAAUUAUCACAACUUUGACUCUUUGUUGGCUGCGUUCCGGCAUUUUGACGUGAAUGGAGAUGGGAUGAUAGACAAACAAGAGCUCCAGAGAGCCUGCUCUCAGAUGAACCUAGAACUAAGCGAUGUGCUCCUGAACGAACUGUUUAAUUACUGUGAUUUGGAUGGGGAUGGCAUGAUUAAUUACCAAGAGUUUGCUAAUUUUCUGAACUGGAAAGACUUGAUGCCCAUUAAGGAAUAUGAAGAGAAGAUCCUCCUCACAGGGAAAAAACUGUCAGAAGAUCCUGAGCGCCAACUCGCUACUGAUACAGAAGCGGAUAAAUCCAUUCCUCUGAUCAAACCUGAAGAUAUUGUGCAAGAACAACCUGGGAAAGACAUGAAGACUCCCCGGACUCUAACAAGACCAACAGAUAAAGUAUUUUCUGAUUAUAAAACAACAUCUUCUCAAAUUAAUGCAGUGGUAGGAGGCAUCUCUCCAAAGAGUAUUCCCGUGUGUGGUAUUCCAACGAUUCGUACUGAUCUCCCUGCCCCUCGUUUUCGUCGUAUCAGCGAUAAAACCGAUUACGGUGAUUUAGGCACUUCUUACACAUUAUUACACCCAUCCAUCUACAGUGAAAAGGGAGUGUUUGAAACAGACUUCUUUAAGGCUAGAUCAAAAGAUGAGAUUGCUCGGAUAUUACGGAAUAUUGGUGUCAAUCUUACUGAUGAGAACUUUGAACUUGUGUGGAAUUUGGCUUCUAAGAAACAUCACAAAGGAGAAGUUUGUGUAGAGUCUGUGAGAAAUGUCCUGGAUGAAAUGCAGCAUGCUGGAAGAAUCAGAAGGAAUCAAGUAUAAUAUGUCUUGUGAUUUUUGUGAAGUUGAUUCUUUUCCAAAAAGGAAUGCGACUUUACAUGUUACUUUAAACAUUUAAUUUUAUAUACAUUCAGAUUUAAUCUAGAAUUAGAUAUUCUAUUCUAUUCUGUAAUCACUGUGGGAGAUCUUAUAUGUUAUAUAUUGCAAAUAAAUUAGGUUUUUUAUCCUCAAAA